UGAAAGGAAGAAUCUAGAGCAAAGGAACGGUCACGGACUAUACCACUGGAUUAUGUAAGUUUAAUUCAGAUAGCACGUAAUGCGCACAAAAACAUUACAUAACAUAUAGCCAGCAAAUGUCCAUGUCUACCCUCUAACCUGUGAAAGCCCCUCCUGAACCAGAGAGAUGAUGCAGUAAACAGCAUCUGACCUUCACAUUGAUACAGAUUAACUGCAGCUGGCUACAUGAAGAUUGUGUGCAUUAGAUAUAGCACUUCAUCACGGACUGCAUUAUACUGUAAGAGUGGAUUGUUUUAUAAAGUUAGACAACGUCUAUAUUAUUCACUUUUAACUGGAUUGAAGCGGUGGUUAAUGUGGGCAUCAUGCAUGCAGACGUCUGCUUUUUGCUUUGUGCGUGUUUUCUCUCUGGAACUCUGCAGCUGCGUGGACAGGCGAUUCAGACCUGCAGCCAGAGCAGGUCCAGACGAGAAAUAAGCAGAACACAGAGAGAAGGAAAUAAACCUGGCAGCACACUACCCAUGAGAGAUCCAGAUGUCACAAAAGCCCCCAUCACAAAAUCAGAACAGCUGCUGAAAUUAGACCAUCACGACUUCACCAUGAGACCCGGCUUUGGAGGCCCUGCAGUACCGGUAGGAGUGGACGUUCAGCUGGAGAGCUUGGACACCAUCUCUGAAGUUGAUAUGGACUUCACCAUGACUCUCUACCUGAGACACUACUGGAAGGACGAGCGUCUGUCUUUUACUAGUAACACCAACAAAAGCAUGACCUUUGAUGGGCGGCUCCUGAAGAAGAUCUGGGUGCCUGAUGUGUUUUUUGUCCACUCCAAGCGAUCCUUCAUCCAUGACACCACCACAGAGAACGUCAUGCUCAGAGUUUAUCCUGAUGGCAAAGUUCUCUACAGUCUGAGGGUAACAGUCACCGCUAUGUGCAACAUGGAUCUCAGUCACUUUCCCCUGGAUACCCAAACGUGCUCACUGGAGAUCGAGAGCUAUGCUUAUACUGACGAUGACCUCAUGCUGUACUGGAAACGAGGGAAUAGAUCUCUGCAGACGGACGAGAAGAUUUCUCUGUCUCAGUUUCUCAUUCAAGAGUUUCACACCACUACAAAACUGGCUUUCUACAGCAGCACAGGCUGGUACAAUCGUCUCUACAUCAACUUUACUCUCCGGCGUCAUAUCUUCUUCUUCCUGCUCCAGACGUAUUUUCCAGCCACUCUGAUGGUCAUGUUAUCGUGGGUGUCUUUCUGGAUCGACCGCAGAGCCGUUCCUGCUAGAGUUCCUCUAGGUAUUACUACAGUGCUCACCAUGUCUACCAUCAUCACCGGGGUAAACGCCUCCAUGCCCCGAGUGUCUUACAUCAAAGCUGUGGACAUUUACCUGUGGGUCAGCUUCGUCUUUGUGUUUCUGUCUGUGAUAGAGUAUGCCGCUGUCAAUUACCUGUCAACUGUGCAGGAGCGCAAAGAAAGGACACAACGCAGUAAGAUGCCAUGUACAUGUGGAAUGAUCCAUCCAGGUCAGAUGAUGAUGGACAGUAGUUACAAUGACAUGGACGUGAUGACUACAGGGAACUACGGCAUGUCCGAACUAAACGGAGACAAACAUGAGCAGUUCCUAAUGCAUUUCGUCAUGGAUAAUGAACAAGGACCUGUAACCUCACGCAGCAGCUUAUAUAUAGACACUCACGCCAUAGACAAAUACUCACGGGUCAUUUUCCCUGGAGCAUAUACACUUUUCAACAUUAUAUACUGGUCUAUCUACUCUCAGUGACUGCUUUUACUAUACAGACAUUUGUGAAUACAGAUUACACAGAAACAUAAUACAACACACUUCAUUUUUAUUAUAAUUUUAAUACGAGACAAGUUUUUUUAGCUCAUCAAUAGCAAUUAUUUGUGUUUUAUAGGCUGAUGACGUGUUAUUUUACAGUUAACAAAGAAACGUUUGUGAAAUAUAAAUGUGGAAAUUGUCUUGUGGAGUGACUGAACUAAGACACUGCAUAGCAAUCCAAUAGAAGAAAAUUAAAGGGUUCAUACGACGCUGGUAAAAAUAACUUUAUUUUGUGUAUUUGGUGUAAUGCAAUGUGUUUACGUGGUUUAAGGUUAAAAACACAUCAUGUUCAACAUACCAUACAUUACUGUUACACCCGCCUCUCUGAAACGCAACAAUUUUUAAAAACCUCAUCGUUCUAAAAAGCACAGUUUGCUUCGAUUGGCCAGCUAUCCAGUGCUCCCAAAGCACAGCGUCUCCAUGACAUGAUGGUGCCGACAACAAUAAAACUUACGCCUUCUUUGCAUAUACGUUUGGGCGGUGUUAUGCAAAUUUUCCCACACAGUGACGUAGAUAUGUUGAGGUUUGUUUGAAUGAGACGUUUUAGGAAGAUGUGGAUGAGCUUCACUUUCAGAAAGAAUACCUCUUUGGGUUUGAGACUUCAAUCUUUGCGACUUUACAUAUAUUCUGUGCGCACAAAGAGCUUUUAACACUCCAAAGAUGCCAUUUUUCCUCCAUUACCGAUAGCUUAUUCAGAUACCAAUAGUUUGGUGGUUAUGUUAACUUGCAUUAACUAAAUAUGAAGAUAAAAUUUUCUGAAUGUUAUUCAUUCAUAUAAUGACCAGAAAUUGCAUUUCCUCUUCUCUUUUGAUUGACAGAAUAUAUCGGUCAUGACUAUCGGCUGUUUCAAAACUAUAGCCGAUUGUGUGAAAAAUUGCUUUUAUUGACCGAUACUAGGGCUAUGCGUGUUUCGUCAGUAAAGCCAUAAAAGGUGAAAAGAUCAUAAAAGGUGAUUAGUAGUUAAUCGCCAUCACCUGCUUUCAGAUGGAGCGGCAUUUACUACACAGAGCCGUAUUUCACAAAGAAGCUAGGCAAAAUCGCAUGAUUAUCGGAGUCGAUUUUCCUCGAUUAUGAACGCGAUUUUGC
Misgurnus anguillicaudatus (oriental weatherfish) is the source of this 2909-nucleotide messenger RNA. RefSeq names its product gamma-aminobutyric acid type A receptor subunit rho1 (gene gabrr1). NCBI's taxonomy places the organism in Eukaryota, Metazoa, Chordata, Actinopteri, Cypriniformes, Cobitidae. Gene Ontology annotation, molecular function: transmembrane signaling receptor activity; extracellular ligand-gated monoatomic ion channel activity. Gene Ontology annotation, biological process: monoatomic ion transmembrane transport. Gene Ontology annotation, cellular component: membrane. The record is from RefSeq and is a predicted model, not a curated record.